Cyprinodon tularosa is the source of this 2744-nucleotide messenger RNA. RefSeq names its product SS18 subunit of BAF chromatin remodeling complex (gene ss18). Gene Ontology annotation, biological process: positive regulation of transcription by RNA polymerase II. Gene Ontology annotation, molecular function: transcription coactivator activity. The transcript is spliced from 11 exons. The record is from RefSeq and is a predicted model, not a curated record. Gene Ontology annotation, cellular component: nucleus. Bases 116 to 1252 code for a protein of 378 amino acids. Lineage: Eukaryota; Metazoa; Chordata; Actinopteri; Cyprinodontiformes; Cyprinodontidae.
UUACGAAAUUGCAGCGUACCGAGCGCUGUACGAUCCUAGUUUUACUGAUUUGUCCAGUGUUUGCCACUUGUGACUUUUUAUGCUGUAGCUCGCAUUCAUUCGGCGUUUUAUCACCAUGUCGGUGGCUUUUGCACCUCAUAGACAACGAAAGGGCGAUAUAACGCCCGCCGGAAUACAAAAGUUGCUUGAUGAAAACAACCAGCUGAUCCAAUGCAUAAUGGACUUCCAGAGUAAAGGCAAAACAGCAGAAUGUUCACAUUAUCAGCAGAUGUUGCACAGAAAUCUAGUGUAUCUGGCCACGAUAGCAGACUCCAAUCAGAACGUACAGUCUCUCCUCCCUGCUCCACCCACUCAAAAUAUGCCGAUGGGCCCCGGUGGCAUGAACCAAAGCGGACCCUCUCCUCAGCCCCCUCACGGUCACAACAUGCCCUCUGAGGGUAUGGUAAGCGGCGGCCCUCCAGCCCCCCAUAUGCAGAAUCAGAUGAAUGGCCAGAUGCCGGGGCCUAAUCAUAUGCCCAUGCAAGGUCCUGGUCCAGGUCCCAACCAGCCUCCAAACAUGCCCAGUGGCUCUAUGAAUAUGCCCCCCAGCAGCCAUGGCUCUAUGGGCGUUUACAAUCACGCAGUCCCCUCUUCGCAGGGCAUGCCAGCACAGAGCCAGAUGAACAUGACCCAGGGUCAAGCUAUGGGAAGCUACGGGCCUCGACCGAAUAUGAACAUGCAACCUAGUCAAGGUCCCAUGAUGCAUCAGCAGCCUCCAUCACAGCAGUACAACAUGCCUCCCGGUGGUGGUGGACAACACUACCAAGGACAACAGAACCCAAUGGGUAUGAUGGGCCAGGUCAGUCAAGGGAACCACGUCAUGGGACAGAGGCCGAUGCCCCCCUACAGGCCACCGCAGCAAGGACCUCCCCAGCAGUACCCAGGGCAGGAAGACUACUAUGGGGACCAGUACAGUCACGCAGGACAGGGAGCCUCAGAAGGUAAUGCACAAUAUGGCCAACAACAGGAAGCAUACCAGCAGGGCCCUCCACAGCAGCAGGGCUAUCCUCCACAGCAGCAGUACCCAGGUCAACAAGGCUACCCGCCUCAGCAACAGGGUUAUGGUCCUUCCCAAAGUGGACCAGGACAGUAUCCCAACUACCCUCAGAAUCAGGGGCAGCAGUAUGGGGGUUAUCGUCCCCCUCAGCCCGGACCUCCACAGGGCCAGCAGCAGCGCCCAUACGGUUAUGACCAGGGGCACAUGAGGAAAUAAAGAAGCGGGGAUUUGAACCCCUCACUAGCUCUAUAAGAAGCAAAGGGCCAGUAUGGAAAUUACCAGCAAUGAGAAAUGGUCACAGUUUACCCACACAACUCCUCUCUGAUCUUUGAGUUUUAUCCUCUGGUCAACUGCUAAGCAGACUAUAUUGAUGGUUUCAGCUCAGAUCCUCCCGGACACAAACACAUUUAUGAAUAAAAGAUCUGUUUUCCACUCUUUUUGUCCUCUCUACUAAAAUAUAAACCUGUUAAUGGUGCACAUUGACACGGGGAUGGUAAAGUCAGUGACCUUGCUCCAGUGUUUCAAAGUGGCAAUGCCUUAAAGAAAUUGGAACUGCCUUAUCCUUUAGCAUUGCAGAGUGAGGAAGGUGAUGACAAAGAUUUCUGACAAGAAAACUCAAAUUUUCAGCGUGCAUCGUUUCCCUGGCCUUCAACUCUGUAAUCAAACAAAGCAAUAAUGCCUGCAGUAGGGACUUGUUCUGGGACUUGAAGAUAAAAUGAUGCAGAUGCAGCAGGUGAACUUCCAGCUAGGCCAAUGGUACAUGUCUCGAUGUAUGUGAUACUGUAAAAAAAAAAAGCUGUUAUUUUGUGCUUUUUAGAUCGAGCUAACUUUGUAUAAGAGGUUGAAAACUAGUACUAAGCCUGUGUUUUUUAUUUUAUGAAGCUUAUGUGUCUUUUUUUUUUUUUUAUGCUCCUUUACGGCAGUGAAUCCCAUACAUUUUUGUUCUUUGUUGUUGGAAUGUAUGUCUAAUAAAUUAGGUCUGCUACAUAUGUGACAUGAACUCUGUAUAAAUGGAUAUUUUAUUAAAAAUGCACAAAAUUUCUUUAAAAAAAAUAUGGGCAGCAUAAAACAACCCAUAAAAGUGUUAAGUGUGUUUUCUUCUUUUUUUUCUUUUCAAACCGUAGCACCUGACAAAAAUAAGGCCGCCUUUUUAAACAGCUGUCAGAGAGAUAGCUGUCUGUAGCAGAUUGCAAGUUAAUCUGCUAUAUUUUUUUUCUUUUUCUGAAGGCAUAAACUUGUUUGCAACAUGGUAAAUGGAAAAGCCCAUCACAAUUAGGUUUAUAAAAUCAUUUCUGUUUUUAUCCCUACAAGCGGUGUUAGUCUGUUAGCCGACAAUGCUGGACUCAUGACGUUCCCUUAGAAGAGACGUCUGAGUUGAUGUCAUUCAAGUGAUGUUUUGUGUGAAAUGAAUAUUGUUACUGUCAAAUAUGUAACAUAAUAUGUGAAAAUAUGUUCUGAAGUGGAUUCCUUGAACACAGCAAAGACUGGUUGUGCAGUUUUAUAUCACUGGCUUGAUAUCUGUAUUAUGGUGCAUAUUUUAUUGAUCCUGUAUGUACAGCAGCGUGAAGACGAGGAACUGACUGUCCUCUGUAUUGUUUAUAUGGCUGUUUUAAUAUUUUUCAUUCUGCACCCCAUUCAAGUGGAGGUCACAUAAUGUGUCUUGGCAAUGUGAACUGUACAUUCGAAUAAAUUAGAAGAAUCUUUAAUA